Molecule: messenger RNA, 3806 nt
Organism: Oncorhynchus mykiss (rainbow trout)
Lineage: Eukaryota; Metazoa; Chordata; Actinopteri; Salmoniformes; Salmonidae
Product: cGMP-dependent protein kinase 1
Biological process (GO): protein phosphorylation
Molecular function (GO): ATP binding; cGMP-dependent protein kinase activity
Source: RefSeq, a predicted model, not a curated record
UGAUCCAACACUCUGGAGCUGUUGAGCAGUCGGAUAAGGAGAGAGAGGGAGAGGAGGAAAAGGAGAGAGAGAGGGAGAGAGAAAGGGAAAGAGAGAGGGAAAGAGAGAGAGAGAGAGAGAGCAGUACGAGUAGAGGCAUAGAGGGACCUAGGUGAGGUCAGAAAGAGGGGAGUGAGGGAGAGGAAAGAUACAGGAUUAGGUAAAUGUAGUGUGUUUGUGUCUGUACAAAUGAGUGGACUCUGCAUGGGGCCUAGGAGCAUUUGGAUCAAGUUACCCCUUCAGAUGGAGACAACCUGAUACAGGACCUACAAUACUUUACCGUAUCAGUGGAUUUACGGAGUGCUGGAGGAAGGUCCUGAGCCUCAUGUGAAGAUCCAUGUAGGAACUGUAGCAGCUACACAGACUCACGCUCCUUCCUACCCCACCUCUCUACACAACCUACAGCCAUGGAGGGCCAGGUAGAUGAGCUGAGGCAGCAGCUGGAGAAACAGACCCUGAUCAACCAGGAGCUGCAGAACCACAACAAGGACCUAGAGAGAAGACUGCAGGAGAAGGAGAAGUUGCUGCAGGACCUUCACAGUCAUUAUCAUGACCUGGAGUUCCCUGCUCAGAGGAACAGUAAUGAAGGGGAACCGGAGGUCAGGAAGAGCAGAGCGGCUGUCAUGGCCCCUGAGCCAAUCCCAGAGGAGCAGCUGGAGAUCUUGAAGACCAAAGUCAAGAAGACCGUCAGCGAGACAAGUCUGAUCGUCAUGGCCAUCCAGAAGAACGACUUCCUGAGUCGCCUUGACGAUGAGCAGAUCACCAUGAUGGUGGAGCUCCUGGUGGCCAUCGACUUCAAACCAGGAAAUGAUGUCAUCAAGGAGGGUAGUGAGGGAGACAGUAUGUACAUCGUUGCAGAGGGUGAGCUCUAUGUCAGUCAAGCAGGUCGUAACCUUCGAACCCUGACCUGUGGGGAUGUCUUUGGAGAGUUGGCUAUUCUGUAUAACUGCAAACGCACUGCCACAGUCAAAGCUAAAACAGUGGUGAGUCUGUGGUGUAUGGAGAGACAGACGUACAGAACCAUCAUGACCAAUAAGUCCAAGAAGAAACGUGAACAGAUAAUGGGCUUCUUGAAGACGUCUCGGACUCUGAACACCCUGAAUGACGUUCAGCUCUCUAAGAUCAUUGACUCCAUGGAGGAGGUGAAGUACCAGAACAAUGACGUCAUUGUGCGUGAGGGGGCAGAGGGCAACACAUUCUACAUCAUCCUUAAAGGAGAGGUCCAGGUGACUAAAAAGGUGAACAGGCAGCAGAAACAGAUUCGCAGGAUGGGCAAAGGGGAGCAUUUCGGGGAAUUGGCCCUCAUACGUGAGAUCCUGAGGACUGCAACCUGCACUGCUCUGGGCCCUGUUACCUGCUUCUCCAUCGAUAAGGAGGUGUUUGAGGAGACGAUCCCCAUUGAACACCUGGAGCUCCAUGAUGACUCUACGUUCCUGGAGGAGCCAGAUGCUCCAGAGAAGACCAGUCCUAGUUCCUCUCUGAGGCUGAAGGACCUGAUCCCUGUGCUGUACCAGGAGGGGCGCUACCAGGGAGAACCUGUCACCCUCGGAGUGGGAGGAUUUGGUCGCGUUGAACUGGUGACCACGCUGCACCAUGGGAAGUACUUUGCCAUGAAGCGGGUCAGUAAGAAGCACAUUGUUGCUAAGCAACAGGAGGAGCACGUCCUGUUUGAGAAGAGGAUCCUCAAAGCCAUCCAGAGUGACUUCAUCGUCAGGCUCCAUUUUGCCUUCAAAGACACUCGCUACAUCUACAUGAUUAUGGAGUUCUGUGCAGGAGGGGAGAUCUGGACCAAGCUCAAAGAAGUUGGCCGCUUCAAUGAGCCCAUUGCUGUGUUCUGCACUGCCUGUGUAGUAGAGGCCUAUGCCUACCUCCAUAAGAAGGGCAUCAUGUACAGAGACCUCAAGCCUGAGAAUCUGAUGCUGGAUGCCAAGGGCUACGUCAAACUGGUGGACUUUGGUUUUGCUAAGGAGUUAGUUCACGGUGAUAAGACCUACUCAUUCUGUGGUACUCCUGAGUACAUGGCCCCAGAGAUCAUCCAGAACCAGGGACACGACUUCGCUGCUGACUUCUGGUCCCUGGGCAUCCUGGUCUAUGAGCUGCUGGUGGGGAGCCCCCCAUUUUCCAGUUCCGAGCCCGCAAAGAUCUACCCUAAAAUUUUGGAUGGGUUGCUCAAGUUCCCCCCUUACAUGGGCGAGGGGGCCAAGUCCCUCAUCAGUAAACUGUGCAGACCUCGGCCGGGUCAGAGGCUGGGAAACACCAAGAAUGGGAUCAAAGAUGUCCGCCAUCACAGGUGGUUCAGUAGUAUGAAUUGGCACAAGCUUCGUGUGGGCCAGGUGGAGGCUCCUACAAUCAGACUCAUACACAAGGGUCCAUGCUACAUCAACUUUGACCGCUUCCCCUUCGACCAAGCUAAGGCCGACGAGGAGUUCUCCGGCUGGGACAAAAACUUCUGACUCCAACCAGAACCAGAACCAGAACCUGAACCAGAAACAGUCCAAGAGGGUCAGAGUUCAGAGGUCACACCGGGGCUCACUGAUAGGUGGAUCCAGACCAGAUUACUUCUUGGUGACCUCAAUGGUCCCGUUACCUUUUAGACUCUGAAAGACCAAUGCACCGUAGGGGCAGGAAUAGGACUAUGCCCAGAGCCAUAGAUACACAUGGAUAGGUUCUGACUACUUUGUAAUAAGGCUCUAAUUUCACCAUGCUGGCUUCACAGAACCCUCUGGUAAAAGAUACUGUACAACACUGAGAGGUGUGAAGUCAAAUGUGUGAAUAAGAACAGCCACUCAUGCAUACAUACCUUCUAAUCUUUGUGGAUGCCAUCUUAACUUGACAUGUGCUCACUGAAAGCUGUAUGUGUGUGUUGUGCUCAAAAGAAAGAUGAGUAAAUAUAAAUGGCUGGAUGUAAUGUCUCAUGUUGGACAAAAUUAAUGAAUUUACCCUUGACACUCAUUGUACUGUGUAACUCUGGAUGGCAUUGUCAUUGUAUUUACUGUGUUAGUGUCUAUGCCUUGUAGCAUAUACUGUCUGUAAAGAAUACUAAAUGUAUGUGUUUCACUUUCAAAUAAAUAUAAUGACCCCUUAAUAAACAUAGAGAACAGGUGUUGUAGUACAACAUGUCAGCACUAGGGGGCUGAAUAGGAAGGAACACUAUCUGCUCUCAGCACAGCAUAGUGUGUUCUCAAUGUCUGUUCUCUGAGUCCUGUAAUGUAAUUUAGUACAGACAGCAGGUUUUGUAUGGAGUGAUGUACUAUGUAUCAUUCAAACAUCAUUACAGUGUCUGUUAGAUUGACUAAAGCUCUUUUAAGUCAUCAGUCCACUCACGACAAACAACUCUUAUCAGGAAGGAAAUACAAAACAACAAAUCAAUCUCCUGGGGCUAUGCCUAAUCUGUGAUGGUGGGCUGAAGUACAUCGGUUUCCUAUUGGAUUAAAAAGGCGCUGAAUGAUUGAUCAAUAUGAUUGGUCCAAGGGCAGUACACAUUGUCAUUGACAAUAAUACUAUUAUGAUAAAUCAUAUUUUUGAUAAGCUGCCAACAACAGCUUUCAGUGUUUGUUACUAUUGUUUUUUCCGUUGUGUGUAUCUGCCAGGCUGUCAUUGUAAAUAAGAAUUUGUUCUUAACUGGCUCGCCUGGUUCAAUAAAGGUUAAAGAAAUAAUAAGCUAGAUAAAAUACAUCUGUAUGGAUCCUGACUUUUUGUGAAGAGUAUUAUAACCACUGUUCCAGAUCCUGAUUAAGGUUUCCCGUGUGGCUUAAAUCGACUUAAUA